ACACUACAGUACCGAAUUCAACCACAUCAAAACAACAAACAAGAAAGAGAGAGAAAAAAAAAAAAAGAAAGAAAGAAAGAAAGAAAGCGAAUCAGCAAACUAAAGAAACUGAAAAAAGAACAUUAACAAAAACAAGCAAAACAAACGAACAGAAGCCUUGAAGCCACCACUGUAACACAACACCACAAAUCUACAUCAACUGCAAUAAGCAAACUAUUUCCCUGUAUCUCCGCCCCGCCAUGGCAGCCCAAGCGAUGACCGGCGCUCAGAAUUUUAGUCGCUUCGUGCACUGGGGAAGGAACAUUGUGGCUGUGGGCAGGAAUUACAGAGACCACUGUAAGGAGCUGGGCAAUGCUGUUCCUACCAAACCAAUGCUGUUUAUGAAGCCCCCGUCAAGUUACCUGGAGGAGGGAACUGGGCCCAUCCUGAUUCCAAGAGGCUGUCAGGACUUCCACCACGAGAUAGAACUAGGUGUGGUGAUUGGAGAAACCUGCCGGGACGUGCCAGAGAGUGAGGUGCUGGGAAGGGUUGCUGGUUAUGCCCUGACGCUCGACAUGACAGCCAGGGACUUCCAGGAGGAGGCCAAGAAGAAGGGCACUCCAUGGACCCUGGCUAAGUGCUUCGACACAGCCCUUCCAGUCUCCAGGUUCAUCACCAAAGAGGAGCUGAAGGACCCGAGCAAUGUCCGGAUUUGGUGCAAAGUGAAUGGAGAGUCUCGGCAGGAUGGGACCACUUCUGACAUGGUGUUCCCUAUCGCCACCCUGGUCUCCUACAUCUCCAAGUACUUCACCCUGCACCCUGGCGACCUGGUGCUGACAGGGACGCCGGCAGGAGUGGGCCCUGUGACACCUGGGGACACAUUGACUGCAGGGCUGGGUGACAUCCUUACCAUGGAGUUCUCAAUUUCCCAAAGAGAGUAGGAGAUAGAUAGCAUUGUAAAAGGAGUAGGUAAAGUGAAGGAUUGGAGAAGGAUUGUGAUAUUUGGAGUAGAAAGUGAAGGAAAUGGAUAGGAUAAAAUUGUAAAAGCAGGGACUAGAAUAAUGAAGGAAAAGGAUAGUAGAAAUUAAAAGAUAAAGAAAUUAAUGGGAUUGAAAUGCAAAUGAUAAACAAAACAGAAGGACAAGAAGUAAAUAGAAGAGUAAAGGUAGGAUUAGUAAAAAAGCAAAGGAGGUAAACAAAUAAUAGAGUAAAAGUAGGAAAAAUAAGAAAAAGUGAAAGAAAAUUGAAUAGCAGUAUUUUGACUAAGAAGAAAGUGAAGGAUUUGAUAAGUAUUGUGAUAUUUGGAAUAGGAAAGUUAGGAAAUGGAUAAGAUAGAAUUGCAAAAGUGGGAGUAGAAAUAAUGAAGGAAAAUGAAUAGUAGAAGAAAAGUCAAGAAUUAAAUAAGCUAGUAGAAAAAAAAUGUGAUAGAAAAGGAGAAGGAAAGGAAAUAAAUAGAAUGAUAAAAGUAGAAUAACUGGAAAAGUGAAGAUCAACAAAUAAGAUAAAAAUAGAAAAAGAAGAAAAAGCAAAAAGAAAAAUAAACAGGAAUAUAUAGACGACAUUAUUUCAUUUUAGGGCACUUGUAACAGAUCCUACACUAGUGAAAAGGACUGUCUUGGUUGAUAUCCUUAGAGUUAGAAGGAAGGAAGGAAGGAAGGAUAAAAUGUUAGUCAAUUAUAUAGUUCUUUGUGAUAUGGUGUUUGUGUUUUAUUGAAGAGAAAGUUGGUAGGA
Messenger RNA from Portunus trituberculatus (swimming crab), 1710 nucleotides. RefSeq names its product acylpyruvase FAHD1, mitochondrial-like. The transcript has 4 exons. The record is from RefSeq and is a predicted model, not a curated record. The coding region runs from base 240 to 920 and encodes 226 amino acids. Lineage: Eukaryota; Metazoa; Arthropoda; Malacostraca; Decapoda; Portunidae. Gene Ontology annotation, molecular function: acetylpyruvate hydrolase activity. Gene Ontology annotation, cellular component: mitochondrion.